GUGGAUGGAUAGAGACUAGAGAGGAGGAGAAGGGGAAGAAGCAAUUCCAUCCUGGCAUCGGAUAUCUGGAAACGCCUAUUCCCGGGCGGAAGAAGGUCAGUGGCAAUCCCAAGCGCAGCGAUAAGAAUGGGAACAAACAUAAACGUGUUGAAGCUAUGGUCAGGCCUCAGAGUCUUAGGUUACCUGAUGAUCCUGUUGUUCGCAGCCAUCGUUGCCCUCACUUACUACGCCGUCGUUGUAAUCACAUGGGGCCCUCUCCUCUUUCGCUCCCCUCUCCGCCUCCCCUCCUUCCUCUCCGCCUUCUUCAUUCUCCUCCUCUUUCACAUUCUCCUCCUGCUACUCACCUCCUCCUACCUCAUGGUCCUCCUCACUGAUCCCGGUUCCGUUCCUCACAAUUCCAGACUGCCCUUCCAUUUCCAGGCAACCCCCUCCCCCUCCGCCUACUGCUCUCGAUGCCAAAACGCCAAGCCACCGCGUUCCCACCACUGCUCUAUUUGCCAAAGGUGCGUUCUCAAGAUGGAUCAUCAUUGCAUUUGGGUCGUCAAUUGCGUUGGCGCACGCAACUACAAGUUUUUUCUCCUCUUCUUGCUGUAUACAUUUCUCGAGACAACGCUGGAUUGUUUAGCUCUGGUUCCUAGUUUUAUCAGAUUCUUUGGUGGGGCCAAGACUCGUUCACUGUCUCCCGGGGGCUUUGCUGUCAUCUUUUUGGCUUCUAUUCUUAAUUUAGCCUUUGCGCUCAGUCUUCUCUGUUUCGUUGUUAUGCAUGUAUCUCUUCUGUUAAACAACACAACUUCAGUAGAGGUUCAUGAAAAGAAAAAAGGAGUUAGGUGGAGGUACGACCUGGGCUGGAAGAGGAAUUUUGAGCAGGUUUUCGGCACUAAGAAGGUCCUGUGGUUGCUCCCAUUGUAUUCAAAAGAGGAUUUAGACAACAUACCUGCACUAAGGGGCAUUGAGUUCCCAACAAGGUCAGAUGUUGAUGUAUGAAGCCUGGGUCCCUUACAGGUUUGAACCUUUUUUUCAGUAAAUGAUGCUAUUUUAUGGUUCAUGACAGUGAGUGCAGUGUAGGGCAUGAAAAUAUUUUUAUGCUCGACUGCAUAUGUUUAAAAUUAAAGAAUUGUGCAGUAGAUGUAUAUAUGUAAUCUCCGAUUCAGUUUGUAUUGGUUAUUCGUAUAAUCAUUUUAAGAACUUGCCAUCUCAAGGGAACAAAAUGUAGAUUUGCUUUCGAAGGACAAAUUCAUUCCAACUGUUUAACCUGUCGAUUAUUGUACUGUUCUGUUGAAAUGCUGUUGUAGGUUUGUUUGUGGAAUCGAUUGAUCAAAGUGGAACCUCACUUUUAUCUGUUGAUGCAUUAUUAAUCUGAUUUGUUUGUUGUACUACUACUCAUUGAUAAGAUAUUUAAAGAGUUAAUCCAAAUAUUAGAUUUGUUAA
Molecule: messenger RNA, 1428 nt
Organism: Cajanus cajan (pigeon pea)
Lineage: Eukaryota; Viridiplantae; Streptophyta; Magnoliopsida; Fabales; Fabaceae
Product: DHHC-type zinc finger family protein
Molecular function (GO): palmitoyltransferase activity
Source: RefSeq, a predicted model, not a curated record